This is a messenger RNA of Scedosporium apiospermum, 867 nucleotides long. RefSeq lists its product as uncharacterized. The record is from RefSeq and is a predicted model, not a curated record. Bases 1 to 867 code for a protein of 288 amino acids. NCBI's taxonomy places the organism in Eukaryota, Fungi, Ascomycota, Sordariomycetes, Microascales, Microascaceae. The transcript is spliced from 3 exons.
AUGUCAAACGGGAAUCUGGCCGAGUGCGAUUCUAAUCCGAGAAUUGUACCCAUGAAGGUCAUCGUCUGCGGCCUUAUGAGGACAGGCACUUUGAGCAUGAGAGCUGCCCUAAGACAACUUGGUAUCCACGAUGUUUACCAUAUGCAAACAACCGGCACAAAUCCCCAAGACAUUCCUUUGUGGAUGCGAGCAAUCGACGCCAAAUAUAACGGAAUCGGGCGCUUUGGUCGUGAAGACUGGGACAAGCUUCUUGGCACACAUCAGGCCACUACAGACGUCCCCGCCUCCUUCUUCGGAACCGAACUCGCAAAGGCAUACCCAGAAGCCAAAGUCAUCAUCCUCAACCGCGAGAGAGAGAAAUGGUACGAUUCCUGCAUGGCGAGCAUCCACGCCGCUUUCAGCAGCCUUUCGAUCUUCAACAAAAUCCUCAUCGUACUGUUCGAUCCCACCUUUCGCGAGUUCGGCAUGUUCAUGAACAAGAUCAACACCCAGAUCCAAGGGUUCCAGUGGCCGGAGAGGGAAAAGGCUCUGACCUUCUUCGACGGAUAUUACGCCGAAUGGAGGUCCGAGAUCCCGAAGGAACGUGUGCUGGAGUAUCGCGUCCAGGAUGGUUGGGGUCCGCUUUGUCGACAUCUCGGCGUGCCCGUUCCAACCGUUCUGGGACCGAAUGGCCAGGUCGUCGAGGCUCCGUUUCCACGGUUGAAUGAUGGUGCGUCGAUGAGGGCUGCUGCGCAGAUUAAGAUGAGGCAGAUGCACUCUAGGGUGUUUAAGAGGUUGUUGGGUUGGGCCCAGACGGUGAGUUUGUUGGCGUUGGUGGUGUAUGUUUUGUAUACGAGGCGGUCGACUCGGGGCGUGUCUGAGUUGUGA